This is a messenger RNA of Puccinia graminis f. sp. tritici CRL 75-36-700-3, 2233 nucleotides long. RefSeq names its product CMGC/SRPK protein kinase. The transcript has 4 exons. Gene Ontology annotation, molecular function: protein kinase activity; ATP binding. NCBI's taxonomy places the organism in Eukaryota, Fungi, Basidiomycota, Pucciniomycetes, Pucciniales, Pucciniaceae. Bases 231 to 1700 code for a protein of 489 amino acids. Gene Ontology annotation, biological process: spliceosomal complex assembly; protein phosphorylation; regulation of mRNA processing. The record is from RefSeq and is a predicted model, not a curated record.
GGACCCCAGUUUCCACUGUCCAGAGCUCGACGUUGGAUGAUGCGCUUUUACAGUCGGAUGUCAAUUAUCAGCUUGCCCCUGAUGGUCUUGCUCCCUCCAAUUCCAUUGCUCCUUGGACAUUAACAAAACUUGAGCGUCAUCAUCUGGUUGAGCUCCAUGCAGGUUUGCUUGGGCACCUCUUCUACUCUAGGCUUGAAUAAUAACCAUCAGCAGGAGCACAUUCUGAUUCCAUGAACCACUUAUCUAAACACUUUUGUCUUGUUUCUCGUUUCACCACUCUUCAAACCCGUUGUUUUGCCAUGUCUUCCCACUCAUCCUCCGGGCAGCGUAAAAGCGCCACUCCCAAGUCACCCUCCUCCUCAUCAAAAUCAACAACAUCAUCAUCAUCUUCUUCUUCAACUGGACCUGCCUUCUUCCCACCGAUCAUCUUGGGGGGCGCAACUCGUGAGCAAAUCGAGGCAUGCCCAUUUUACGCCCCUUCCCCACCUGAGCCCCAUUCCACACUCGAUCAACCCUAUUCCCCACCUGAUCCUAUUUGGUACAACUCGAGGCGAGAUGGACCACCUGAUCUUAACGUUCCCGGUGGUAAUCAUUCCGUAAAUAUCGGCGACCAAUUUCAUGACAAUCGCUAUAAAGUCGUCCGUAAGCUGGGCUGGGGUUCCUUCAGCACGGUCUGGUUGGCUCAUGAUCAGCAGCUCAAUCGACACGUGGCCCUCAAAAUAGUCAAGUCAGCCAAAGACUUCACAGACACUGCUGAGCUGGAAAUCAAACUUCACCAGCGCGUCUCCUCAGCCAACCCAGACCAUCUUGGGUAUCAUCAUAUGGCCAUACUGCUCGACCACUUCAAGCACGAAGGACCUAAUGGUUCCCAUGUCUGUAUGGUCUUUGAGGCACUCGGCGAAAACCUUGCCGGGCUCAAUAGCCGUCUCGGGAACGGAGGGAUCCCUCAAUCGGUCAUACGGGACGUUGGCCGACAAAUCCUCCUCGGACUGGACUACCUCCAUCGUGAAUGCGGUAUCACUCACACCGGUAUCAAGCCUGAACACAUAUUGAUCUGCAUCGAGGACAUCGAGAAGCUCAUUCGAUCCGAGCUGGAGAAGCAGCACAACACCAAAACCACAGCUCCCAUUUGCACCCCUCAGCUUCAAUCUUUCUCCGCCUCUAGCCGCACUAGUCAUUCUAAAGAAGACCAUAGCCCCAUCAUGGUCAAGAUUGCCGAUCUCGGGGACGCCGCUUGGUCUUUAUCCCACCAUUUAACCAAUCGUAUUCAAACCCGUCAGUAUCGCAGUCCCGAGGUGAUCGUUGGUGUUCCUUGGAAUCAGCGAAUUGACAUGUGGAGCGUUGGUUGCUUGUUCUUCGAGCUCUUGACCGGAAAUUACUUGUUCCACAGUCCCGAAGACUCGGAUCACGUGGAUCAGAUUCACCUCAUGCAGAUCAUCGACUUGGUAGGCCCGUUCCCACUCGAAAUGGCACUCUCUGGGAGGUACACCCACGGCAUCGCCCAUGAAAUAGCGUCCUACAAUUACAAACAGGCGAUGUCUUGCCAAGAAUGGAAUCUAGAAAUUAUGAUGAGUUUUUAUGGAUUCGACAAAAGCAUAAUCCAAUGUUUAUACAGGAUGUUGCAAAUCGAUCCUUCCAAACGAUGCGAGGCAAAGGAAAUCCUUGAUGAUAAAAAGUGUUGGUUGGGUGCUGAGAAAUAAACGAAUGAAUUAGGCGCCAAGUUGGAUCUCAAUGCUCACGUUCACAAUUCCAGUCCAUAUUUUAUCCUCAUCGCUUCCAUCAAAAAUAAAAUGUCGCUGCAAGGGUGACAAUACCCAUGUCUAGUUGCAAAACUUUUACAUCUUACCAAUCCUGUUGCUGGUGCUAUCCUGUCCUAUUACCGGUACUAUCCUGUGCUGUUAUGAAUAUCUAUCAAGCAUUACGAUGAGCUAAUUUCUGGUCAACUUCUACUCUCAUCGCUUCCAUCAAAAUAAAAAAUUCCUAUGAGUGUAAUGCUGUCCUAUACUCGAUGCAACGCCUUUACCUAUCACAUUUCCUUUCACUUGCGCUUCACUCCCCCGUUACAUUUCCCGUCAUGAUUGGAGCAACAUCCUCUUUAUGAGAGACUGCAACAAUGUGGAAAUGUUUCAUUUCUAUCCAGAGAAUGCUAGACUGAUGGAAUUCUGGGUCUCUUGUAUGAUAGGAGAACACAAUGAAUAUGUAGGUAGAUUACGAAACUAUAGGAAAAUUGACC